AAACGCUCGGCCCGCUCCAACCCCAUUCCCGACCCAAACAAACCCAACCUCGCGCAAGAUUUCCCACCCGCGACCCGGUGAACACAGAUCACGCACGCGGCCGCAGCCGCCAAUGCCACCUGCCGCUGUCGGCUGCCACUGCUGCCGGCGGCCAACUCCUAUUCGCUGACCGCCGCCGCCCGUGCCCGCCAUGCCCCGCCUCCUCGCCCCGCUCCCCUCCCGCUCGCGCCGCCGCCGCCUCCUCGCCAUUCUGUCGAACACCUUCUCGGCGUCCACAGCCUCACCACACCGCGCGCCGCCCCCGCCGCCGCCGCCGCUGCCGCAGCUCUCCCCGCUGCUCCCCCGGACCGCGGAGUCCUACGCCUCCAUCUCCGAGGCCGCGUCCGGCAUCGCCGUCUCCUUCCGCGACUGGUUCCUCGCGCCCCGCGCCGCCGAGCCGCUCGCCGCCCUCGACUCGAUCUACGAGGCCCUCGCCUCGGACGACGCGGCGGCGCUCGAGGCGCUCCCGCUCUCGGAGGAGCUCGUCCUCUCGGUGCUCCGCCACCGCCCGCGGAGGCUCCCCGACGGCGACGCGGUUCUGCUGCUCCGCCUCAAGUUCUUCGACUGGUCGGGCCGCCGCCCGCACUACCUCCACACGCGCGCCGUCUACCAUGCCGUCUUCCGCCUGCUCUCGCGCGCGCGCCGCGCCUCUGUGGUGCUCGACUGGCUCCGCCUCUUCACCACCACCUCCGCGUCCACCGGGCAGCCGCGCUUCCAUCAGACGCUCGUCGUAGGCUACGCCGUCGCGGGCGACCCCCAGCGCGGGCUCAGCGUCCUCGGCCGCAUGCGCUUCCGCGGCAUGGACCUGGAUGCCGUCUCCUCCCGCAUACUCCUCAACUCACUUGUCGAUGCGUCAUUCCACGACUUGGCCGACUCCUUCGCCCGCAACCUUGCUGCUAGUCCCGUUGCAACCUGCAUCCGCAUCAAGAGCCUGUGCCGCCGCGCCCGCUUCAGCGAUGCCACUGCACUACUUGACACCCUCCCUUUCGCCGAAGCAUCCAGAGGCCCCGCCGCUGGCUCUAUUGUCACGGAGUUCUGCCGGCGUGGGCGCUUUGACGAGGCAGCCCAGAUUGUUGGUAAAUUCUCGUCAUGUGAUGUGUACGGCGCGUGGAUCCAUGGUCUCAUUGAGGCUGGGAUGCUUGAUACUACAUUGCAGUUCCUUUCUGAUAAGAAGGAGGCUGAGGGAUAUAUCCCUGAUGGUCAGCGGUAUGAUAAGCUUGUGCACCGCCUUCUCCGCAAGAACAGACUUGGUGAAGUUUAUGAUUUGCUUGUGGAAAUGAUGGAGGAGGGCAUUGCUCCAGGCCGUUCAACCAUGAAUGCCGCGCUUUGCUUCUUUUGCAAAGCCGGGCUUGUGGAAGUUGCCAUGCAUUUGUAUAGAUCAAGAUUGGACCUUGGGAUUAACCCAAACAAGGAUGUCUACAACAAUCUGAUCAGGGCACUGUGCCGAGGUGGGGCCACAGAAGAGGCUUGUCUGGUACUGGAACAGUCUAUGGAAAAUGGAUACUUUCCUGGCCGUCAGACAUUUGCAAUGUUCGCAAAUGUGCUGUGUCAGGAAGGGAAGCUAGAUAAGGUGAGGGAGCUGCUCGAUAGGGCUCUCAAGCAGGAGGCGUGGCCAAUGGACAAUGUAUUAGCCAAGUACCUUGUUGCAUUGUGCAAGAGUGGGAAUGUGGAUGAGGCAUGUAAAGUGCCUCAGAUAGCGAGCAGCAAGAACCCUGCGGGCCUAUAUCGCUAUGAAUCAACUUACAAGAGCUUGAUCAGAGCAUUAAUAUUGAUUAGGAGGGUGGAUGUGCUCCCAAGGCUCAUACUCGAAAUGCAAGAUAUGGGACACAUCCCAACCCGAAGCCUCUACCAGUCGGUUGUUUGUGAAUUGUGUGAGCUGAGUAAGUAUGGUGAGGUUCUUGAGCUGCUGGAAAACCAGUUGCGGAGGAGUGAACUCCAACCCCGUGUGUGCUAUAACUACUUCAUCUCUGGGGCUGGACAUGCUAAGAAGGCUGAUGUGGCCAGGGAGGUGUACAGCCGGAUGGAGUCUGCAGGGAUUGAACCAUCUGUCGAAAGCAAUAUCCUUCUUCUCAUGAGUUAUCUGAGGAGUAAGCGUAUUGGUGACGCACUGACUUUUUUCAACUUCAUUCAUGAGAAGAAGCCACCUGGGACCAAGAUGUAUAACGUAUUUAUAUCUGGUCUAUGUGAAGCUCGGAAGCCAGAGCAGGCAAUGGUAUUUUGGAGGGAAGCAAGGGACAAAGGAUUAAUACCGAGCAUCGACUGCUAUGAACAGCUUGUGCUCCUUUUGAGCUCUGUUCAAGAUUAUGACAGUGUUGUGAAGAUUAUUGAUGAUUUCAGGGAAACAGGGCGCCCUGUUUCAGCGUUCUUGUGUAAUGUGCUUCUGUUGCACACACUGAGGGGCAGCGAUCUUCUCAAGGCUUGGGCGCGUUCAGAAGAUAAAUCCGGGUCUCUUGAAGCAAGCGCUGGAGAGAUCAAAGGUCGGGGUGCAGGACGAUUCUUGAUUGGCCAACUUAUCGAGUUGUUUGCAAGCGGUAUCAGGAACAGGAGUGACUUGGAGGUUUUAGAAGAGGGUCUAGAACAGUUCUUUCCUGUCGACAUUUAUACUUAUAACAUGCUGUUACGAGGAUUGAGCAUGGCAGGGAGGAUGGAUUCUGCCUGUAACAUGUUCGAAAGACUCUGCCAAAGGGGCUAUCUACCGAAUCGAUAUACUUUUGAUAUAAUGGUACAUGGCUUCUGCAAGCAUGGCAGCAGAAGUGAGGCUGAAAGGUGGAUGGAGGCAAUGUACCGAAACGGGUUCUAUCCCACUUGGUACACUAUGAGGUUAUACAACAAUACAUCCUUGCGACCACAUGAUCAGUAGGCCAUUUCAUUUGUAUAAGUAAUAAUUACAUAUCUCAUCACAUCCGUCUGUUGAUCUGAAAGUCCUAUGACUUUGCCAAAACAGGCACUCAUUUUGGGGAUCAAACAUAUUUUCAUGUGGAGCAUAUUCCUAAACUUAACAUAUAGCAUCCUGAGAUUCACACCUCACCUGGCACGGCAUAGCAUGCGUAGGUAUCAGUUUACAUGUAACAUUGAUACUUGAUGUAUUCUACUAGCUCGACAUAGUUUUGCGGUUUGUGCUGUUUACCUGGUGUAACAAUAAUAAUUCAGUCCCCACUGAAUCAGUAUAUUAUAAGCAAUGCAGGUUCCUUAUCAUGGCAUCAUCAUUAUCUAGAAGCUUAGCAUAGCACUGCGAAUAGAUCGAAGGCAGGUAGCUGGUCCAAAUUAUUCUUUAGGUGUGCUUCGAGAUCCAGUGGCUGUACACCUUGCAAGGUUGAUCUGCUUAUAUAUGGUGCAAAGCUGUUUAGGCGACGAUGGACUAGGCUCUCUUUUUUCGCUGGCAAGUCCAGAAUGAAAUUGGAUGGAUAUGUAUGCUGCAUUUAUAGUUAUAUUGUGCUAGAAAGAUAGGAAGAGUUCGAUGUCCAUCAGUUUGUGGUUUCGGAGAUUGCUUACCGACUUUCAUUCAUAUCUGUAAAGAUCAAGGGUGCCGAAGUCUUCAUUGAUCCAAACACGUUUUG
This is a messenger RNA of Triticum urartu, 3596 nucleotides long. RefSeq names its product Pentatricopeptide repeat (PPR) superfamily protein. NCBI's taxonomy places the organism in Eukaryota, Viridiplantae, Streptophyta, Magnoliopsida, Poales, Poaceae. The record is from RefSeq and is a predicted model, not a curated record. Gene Ontology annotation, molecular function: mRNA binding; protein binding.